CAAUUAUUCAAAUACUUUAUAAACUGCAGAUCUCACUUGCUAGAUUUCUGCAAGAUCAACUUGUUAGCAGCUAGAUCUGCAUAUCUUUCUCCACCUGUUCAUAAACAUGUUUUUAGCCCAAUCAGAACACUAUUACUCUAAAUACGGCCCACCGUUCAGCUUGAUCUAUUUCAGCCUUUUUUUUUUCUCCCAAAAAUGAGGUCACCAAUUGUCCUAUCUGUUACUGAAUGCGGCGGGACCUAAUGGAACUGCAGGUCAUCUCCUCGCCUUGUUUACCCCUCCGAAUUCGGUCUUUAAAAAAUUCCCACACAGACAGAUAAACAAAUAUAAGCACAGUCGUCGAUUUCUAGUCUCAUCGUCAUGUCAUCCCUUGUCUCAAUCACGACAGCAUUGAGCAUCUGAUUUCGAGCCUCUUACCACGCCUUUCUAACUCAAAAAGGCGCCUUGCCCUCGUUAAAAACAGACAAUAUGAAACCAAACUCUUCCACCUCCCCAAAUCCAUACGCAUUCCCACUAAAACCGAAAGAUUACGCCCCAAACCCGGUCCCAAGUCUAGAAGAAUGGCACAAGCUAUGGACAGCAUGGGAGCUUGUAACGUUAAAAAUGAUCCCGAAAGAAGCGUUACAUGAAAAACCAAUCCCGUUGCGGAAUCCUCUUAUUUUCUACUUAGGUCAUAUACCAACUUUUGAAGAUAUUCAUCUGGCACGAGCAACGAACGAGUCCGCAACUGAACCUGAGUAUUAUCAGCGCAUUUUUGAAAGGGGGAUAGAUCCGGAUGUGGAUGAUCCUACUCAAUGUCAUGAUCAUAGUGAGACCCCGGAUACUUGGCCGGAGUUGCAUGAGAUUGUGGAGUAUCGAGGGAAAGUCUGCAAGCGGAUCAAGGCGCUUUAUGAUUCUGGAAAGGCCUGGUCGGCCAGAAGUGUAGGUCGGGCUCUUUGGAUUGGAUUUGAGCAUGAAGGACUCCAUCUCGAAACCUUCCUGUGGAUGACGAUUCUAAGUCCAAAAAUUCUCCCACCCCCAUUACCCAGACCGGAUUUCGUCUCUAUGGCUGAGAAAGCCGCGCGCGAACGAGUUGAGAAUCAAUGGUUUCGUAUCGUCCCGCGGACCUUUUCAAUCGGUAUCGAAGACCCAGAAGACGAUAGCGAGGGCAAUGGCUACUUUGCAUGGGACAAUGAGCGUGAUCCGUACGAGGUCUCUGUUCAUGGUUUCGAAGCACAGGGCCGACCUGUCUCUAUUGGAGAAUAUGCAACGUAUCUGGUUGAAACUUCUCAGAUGGAUCGUAUACCGAUCUCAUGGACGCGUGAAUCUUCUCUCUCUGGCAAGACUAUUGCCAGUGACUACUCGUAUGGAGAAGAUAUCGACGUUCAGAAGAACUUCAUUGAUGGUCUCACUAUCAAGACUGUCUUCGGUCCUGUUCCUCUUAAUCUUGCGCUUGACUGGCCUGUUUAUAUCUCAUAUAAUGAUGCAGAAGCAUACGCAGACUGGGCAGGGGCUCGGAUUCCCACCCUCCACGAAGCACGCAGUAUUCAUCGACAAGUCGAAGAGGAAAGAAAGAUUGCCGCGAACAACAGUGAUGCAAAACAAAACCUAACACCCGGCAUAUCCCGAGAAGACAUCUACAUCGACCUAACAGGCUGCAACGUCGGCUUUCGCAACUUCCACCCUACUCCCGUAACGCAGAACGGCAAUCGACUCUGCGGCCAAAGUGAUAUGGGCGGCGCUUAUGAGUGGACGAGUUCUCUAUUUGCGCCUCAGCCGGGUUUCAAACCGAUGGAUAUAUAUCCUGGGUAUAGUGCCGAUUUCAUGGAUGGAAAACAUAUUCUCGUCGUGGGGGGAACGUGGGCCUUGCAUCCGCGGAUUUCUGGGAAGAGGACUUUCCUCAAUUGGUGGCAGAAAAGCUACCCAUAUCCCUGGGUAGGUCUUCGACUGGUCCGGGAUAUUCCUCCCAAACGUGAAUGCAACUAGGAUUAUGUGUCUUGAGAGGGUGUUCUCGGGAUUUGGGUAAUGUUAGAUGGAUGAGAUCUGUACCUGCAUCUGUAUAGAACUUACGAUACGAGUUUGUCCGCAUACUUGAUACUUGCUUGUGGCGAUCUAUAAAUUCGUAUAGCUCUCUUAUUGAAGCAGUGGAACUCGUUGAAAUUUACACUCUACAAGAGGAAUGGAAUGGUCUUGAUG
Paecilomyces variotii is the source of this 2175-nucleotide messenger RNA. RefSeq names its product C-type lectin protein. NCBI's taxonomy places the organism in Eukaryota, Fungi, Ascomycota, Eurotiomycetes, Eurotiales, Thermoascaceae. The record is from RefSeq and is a predicted model, not a curated record. The transcript is spliced from 6 exons. The coding region runs from base 469 to 1965 and encodes 498 amino acids.